AUGAACGCACCAGAUUCGAUCGUGCGUCCCGCCUCUGCGAAGUUGGCUCUGGUGCUUGUCCCUUGGACCAUGGUCCACCUCGGCUUCAUGGAGCUGCCGCUUUCGGGCCCGUUCAACUUCGCCAUCGCUUCAGGGGGCAUGCUCAUGGGCAUCGUCGUGUCCAUCCUGUGCUACCAGUUGUCCGAGCUCACAGGGCCGGCGCUUCCGCUGGGGGGCGCCGAGGCGCUCAAGGCGCGUGGAUUUUUGGGGUUUGGGGACGAUGGUGGCGACGUGCUCACAAUCGAGGCCGCAGUCGAUGGUUUCGCAAAGGCAUGCCGCGUGCCGAUGCUGGCGACGGUUUCCUGGUCCGUGGUCUACUACAACAUGCUUGGCACAUCAGUGAAUGGGAUGCCCCUUGCCCCGCCACGCGCCAACCAGUCCUCCGGGAUGCCUCCACGCGUCGUAUCCGUCUUCCUCACCUCGCUCUGGCUCUACACCAUCUUUGUCGACGCCGGCUCUGCCGGCGUCCUCGGCCUCGCCCUGGUCGUGCAGCGGCUCGUCUACCCCUUCUUCUACAUGGCCUCCGAGGAUGAGAGCAAGGCGAUGGGCGCCGGCUGCGUGUAA
Messenger RNA from Emiliania huxleyi CCMP1516, 603 nucleotides. RefSeq lists its product as hypothetical. Bases 1 to 603 code for a protein of 200 amino acids. The transcript is spliced from 5 exons. The record is from RefSeq and is a predicted model, not a curated record. Lineage: Eukaryota; Haptophyta; Isochrysidales; Noelaerhabdaceae.